Messenger RNA from Hibiscus syriacus, 1516 nucleotides. Its product is annotated as phosphatidylinositol transfer protein 3-like. The transcript has 6 exons. NCBI's taxonomy places the organism in Eukaryota, Viridiplantae, Streptophyta, Magnoliopsida, Malvales, Malvaceae. Gene Ontology annotation, molecular function: phosphatidylinositol transfer activity. Bases 316 to 1254 code for a protein of 312 amino acids. The record is from RefSeq and is a predicted model, not a curated record.
CCCAAGGUUAGUGAAGAAAACAAAAACAACAGCCAAACCCAUUUAGUAAAUAAGAAAAUGGGGUUGAAAAGAAAUGGAAGCAACCCAAAUUUCCCUAUUCUAUUCAAUUGCUUUUCAUCAUACGAGUGUGAUUCAAUUCAAACUUCAUUAAAAUAAUUCCUACUUUUCUGUGGUUGACCUUUCUCUUUGAUCUUUAUCUGAAAAUCCCAACAAGUUCUCUCUUUGCUUGCCUCUUGAAGACCCAUUUCUUAUUCCUUAAAUCACUCAGUUGUGCAGGAUUUAAGUGUUAACAUACAGGGAGACAUCUGUUAAACUAUGAGUGUAGAUUUAAAGAAAUCCUCUUCAAAUAGCUCCGAGAAGUCGCUAACAUGUGAAGAGCAGCAGACAAAGAUUACUGAAAUGAGAAAGUUGAUAGGACCGUUGCCUGAGAAGUUAGCAAUUUAUUGUUCUGAUGCAGCCAUCGCUAGAUAUUUAAGGGCACGAAACUGGAAUGUCAAGAAGGCAUCUAAAAUGCUGAAAGAAACCUUGAAAUGGAGAGCGGAAUACAAACCAGAAGAGAUUCGCUGGGAAGAGGUUGCUCGUGAAGCUGAGACAGGAAAGAUCUACAGAUCAAAUUAUAUAGACAAGCAUGGAAGAACCGUUCUUGUCAUGAGACCUAGUUGCCAGAACUCAAAAUCAACGAAAGGGCAGAUUAGGUAUUUGGUUUAUUGUAUGGAGAAUGCAAUUUUAAAUCUUCCAGCUUACCAGGAGCAGAUGGUCUGGUUGAUCGACUUCAAUGGCUUUAACUUGUCACAUAUAUCAGUGAAGGUGACACGGGAAACGGCACACGUUUUACAAGAACAUUAUCCAGAGCGUCUAGGUGUGGCGAUACUAUACAACCCACCCAAGUUCUUCGAACCUUUCUGGACGCUUGUGAAACCCUUUCUCGAGCCCAAGACUCAAAACAAAGUAAAAUUCGUCUACUCCGAUGAUCUCAAUACCAAGAAAAUAAUGGAGGAUCUUUUUGAUACGGAGAAAUUAGAGUCUGCAUUUGGCGGAAACGAUGACUCAGGUUUCAACAUCAAUAAGUAUGCCGAGAGGAUGAGGGAAGACGACAAGAGGAUACCUGCCUUUUGGACUAGGGGGAAUACUCAAUCCACAGCUCCACCAGAACCCAUGCCUACAUCUACCGUUGGCUUGAAUUCUAUUGAUCCAAACUCAGAUUCUAAUGCCUCUGACAAUGGCAAGGUGGAUGGUCCCCCCAGUCAUGUUUAAGAUUCAGAAAGCCUCAUUUCCAGUAAAAAUCGAAGCUCGAGUCGUGUUUUGGCUGCAGUAAUAAGGUACGAUGAUCCGACUGUAAGCUGACUCGCUGACUGUUUUAGUUAGUAAUAUGAAGUUGAGUAGAGCUCCCUCAAAUGUAUCACUGCGCCUUUUCAAACUUCUGUUGAAUGGAUUUGUCUUUCAGUUAAUUUAAUGUAUCCUUUUGAUAAGAACUUUUCUUGUUUAAUCCUUUCCAAAUUUGCUCUUUGAUCUUCAA